UUACUUCAACAUAUACUUUUGUGAAUGGAAACAAUAAAAUAAUAAGCAAAGUGACUAGUUUUGUCUCUAUAUAUAAGUACUACUAAUAAAGAAAAUUAAGCUGUUCAAUCUCACACACACACACAUGUUCUAACCAUUCUAAAGCUUGGUUAGCUAGCUCUUAAAAUGGCUGAAGUUGAGUUUGAAAGUUUGUUUAAUCAUGCCAUGAGAGGGCAAUGGAGAGAAGUUUUAGAGUCAUAUGAGCAAAACCCUGAAGUAUUGGAGGCAAAGAUCACAAAAGCAGAAGACACGGUGUUACACAUUGCCAUAUACGUGAGCCAAACAAUUUUUGUGACAACCUUGUUAGAUAACAUAAGCCAAGAUAUGUGCCGGAACAUCCUAAGAAUGCAAAACUCAAAGGGAAAUACUCCUCUUCAUGUUGCAGCAGAGCUUGGGAAUGUAGAAAUUUGCAACAAUAUAGCCAGAAGAGAUCCCAUCCUCAUUUCAUAUCGAAAUUUUGAAGGCGAGACUCCUCUUUUCUUGGCAGCUGUUCAUGGAAAAAGAGAUGCUUUCUUUUGUCUUCAUGGUCACGAACAGAACAAAGAUGAUGACUCACUUUCAAUCAAAAACAAUGGAGACACUAUUCUUCAUUCUACCAUAUCCAGUGAAUACUUUGGUUUGGCACUUCAAAUAAUUGGAAUGUAUCCAAAGCUUGUGAAUGUUGUAAACCAUGAAGGAUUAUCACCUCUGCAUAUUCUUGCUAGGAAACCUAAUUGUUUCAGAAGCUGCACAAGGAUGGAGUUGAUUGAUCGUAUCAUUUACACUUGUUCAAUUGUUGAUGAGGACAAGGAAGAAAGAUAUGACAUUCAAGCACACACACAGACCUCUCAUCACUAUCCACUGAACUAUGGAACAUGCAUGACCUUCAUAUCUUUGUUGAAUAGGUUUUUUAAAGUAACAACAACAGGAAAAGAUACAAAAGCUGCUGCAACUAGUGAUGAAGAGAACCAUUGCUCGCGAAAAUCUGAGCAAGAGCAAGCAAAGAAAGAAAAGAAAAAUCACUGGUUCCCGCCCAAUUGGGAAUCCAUGAUCCGAAUUCUAAUCCUAGCAAUGAAGGUCUUCCUAAUCAUCUUUGGUGUCGGAGCAACAUGGGUAGAGAAAAUCCAAAGGAAGAAGGAAAAACACAUUCGGGCUAAGCAAGUGAUGAAUGAACUGAUUCAGCACGCUUCUUUAUACAAGUAUGAUUUUACAGGACCAAGUCCUCGUGUUGAAGAACUUGGUGGUGGUGACAUAGAUAAAAUAAAGAGCAAUACAGAAAAUGAAGUUAUUGAGAAAAGGAGAAUGGUGUCACCAAUUUUAAUUGCAGCAAAGAUGGGAGUGACUGAAAUGAUUGAAAAUAUUCUAGACAUGUACCCUGUGGCUAUUCACGAUGUGGACAGUCAGAACAAGAAUGUUGUUCUUUUGGCCAUAGAGAAUAGGCAACCUCAUGUAUACAGUUUGUUAAAUAAGAGGAGUGUAAUCAAAGAGACUGCAUUUCGUCAAGUUGAUAUCAAUGGUAACAGUGCAUUGCAUCUUGCUGCUACUUAUAGGAGGUUUAAGCCUUGGCGUGUGCCCGGUGCUGCAAUGCAAAUGCAGUGGGAAUACAAGUGGUAUAAGCUUGUUAAGAACUCCAUGCCGCCUAAUUUCUAUGAACGUUAUAAUAAGGAUGGGAAAACAGCAAAGCAAGUCUUCAUUGAUACACACGCACCACUUACAAAAGAAGGUAGUAAAUGGCUCACCAAAACCGCAGAAUCUUGCUCAGUGGUAGCAGCACUUGUUGCAACUGUUGCAUUCACAACCUCGACAGCUAUCCCAGGUGGUCCUGAUCAAGAAUCCGGUAUGCCACUACUGCUAGAAAAGCCUGCUUUCAAACUCUAUGCUGUAGCAUCACUUGUUGCACUUUGCUCCUCUGUCACAGCCCUUGUUUUGUUUCUUUCCAUACUCACAUCUCGGUUUGAAGAAAAAGAUUUUGUUAUUGACUUACCAAGAAAGCUUCUUGUAGGGUUGACUACACUCUUCACAUCUAUAGCAUCUGUGUUGGUCUCAUUCUGUGCAGGACAUUUCUUUAUUGUCGAAGCCCAGAUGAGAUUUGCAGUUUAUCCCAUAUAUGCCGCAACAUGUCUGCCUGUAUCCUUUUUUGCCUUGGUCCAACUCCCUCUGUACUUUGAUCUGAGUUUGGCUAUGUGUCGGAAGGUUCCUCAGCGCAGCUACAAAGUGUUCUUUCACUAGCUGCUUCAUCAUUAGUUUUAAGUUAAUCUUGUUCUUUCACAAGUAGUAAUAGUAUAAUCAAAUCUCUUAGAUAUUUCCUAACAAUAAACACUUUCAGACUAUGUCUUACUUUAAGAUUUUUUUUAAGUGAUAGGCAAUAGGCAAAUGUUAUGAGACACUUUUGGUUCUUAUUGUGCAAGAGUUUCAUUUUACAAGAUUAACAUUGCACAAUUUCAUUUUAUCUUAUUGGCAUUGCAGUA
Messenger RNA from Medicago truncatula (barrel medic), 2486 nucleotides. RefSeq lists its product as uncharacterized. Lineage: Eukaryota; Viridiplantae; Streptophyta; Magnoliopsida; Fabales; Fabaceae. The coding region runs from base 166 to 2247 and encodes 693 amino acids. The record is from RefSeq and is a predicted model, not a curated record. Gene Ontology annotation, molecular function: protein binding. The transcript is spliced from 7 exons. Gene Ontology annotation, cellular component: membrane.